This is a messenger RNA of Stegodyphus dumicola, 4224 nucleotides long. RefSeq lists its product as uncharacterized. Gene Ontology annotation, molecular function: protein binding; calcium ion binding; scavenger receptor activity. The record is from RefSeq and is a predicted model, not a curated record. NCBI's taxonomy places the organism in Eukaryota, Metazoa, Arthropoda, Arachnida, Araneae, Eresidae. Gene Ontology annotation, biological process: heterophilic cell-cell adhesion.
UGCUUUCCUCCUUUCUCCUCGGCUCACAUUCGAAGAGUGGCGGUUUCACUGAGUGCACGGCACUGUGGUAGAGCUCUCAGAAAGAUUUUCAGCAUGAUGUGAACUCUGUUUUGUGGACCAAGCAGCACGCGUGUUCUUAUGCAAAAUACGCCAUAAAAUCAUAGACAUAAUUCUUCAAAAAAUUUAAAUAAAGAAAUAUCGACGAGUGCAGCACAAACAAUCCAUGCGCACAUGUCUGUCAUAAUACACCUGGCUCUUAUAAUUGCAUGUGUCACCUAUCCUUCCAACUUGGAAAUGAUGGUCGUUCCUGUUUCCGAAUUGAAAUGGAAGUGGUGAACACAUGCGCGGAUAAAAACGGUGGUUGCGAUCAAAAAUGUCGCCAUGGACCAGGGGGACCAAUAUGUAGCUGUUACUCAGGGUACGAACUUGAUGCUGAUGGUAAAACAUGCAAUGAUGUAGAUGAAUGCUCUCGUGGCUUGUCUCAGUGUAAGCAAGACUGCAAUAAUAGCCCUGGAGGCUAUUCCUGUGCAUGCCGUUUUGGUUACUCAUUGGAUAGAGAUGGUAUAACCUGCAACGAUGUCAAUGAAUGCUUAAAAAGUAAUGGAGGGUGCGACCAAGCUUGCGAAAAUACACCCGGAUCUUAUAAGUGCAGCUGUUUAGAAGGGUACAAGUUAUUGCCUGACAGAAAAAGCUGUGAUAUUGUGCCUCAACGACCAGUCGUAAUUUCCGAAACUUCACAUAGCAGAUCUGACACUCCUCCGCACCAGAAUGCCCCCAGAUUACGUUUCCAAGUCAAUCCAACAGUUAUUCCUUUAUUAGAUCAAGAGUUUCAUCAAUAUCUGGCUCUCGAAGGACUAGAUUUCAGGCAAGCUUGUGUUCGAGGUACAUUCGGUCCCGGAUGUCGGUUCAAUUGUGAUGACUGCCAGAAUGGAGGUACUUGCGAUGUUCGAGCUCUUAGCUGCGCCUGCCAACCUGGUUUCACAGGACUACUCUGCAAUGAGACGUGUCCCAAAGGCACUUAUGGGGAUAAAUGUAAUAAAAAAUGCAAAUGCCAGAAUGGAGCUACAUGUGAUCCGGUUACAGGAGAAUGCAUCUGUCCCUCUGGAGUUCUGGGGAAACCUUGUGAAGAUAGUUGUCCUCCUGGUACUUACGGCGACAAGUGUGAAAAGCGGUGUCCUCAGCGCUGUCCGAGUGGUAAAUGCAACAAGAUAUUUGGCUACUGCGAAUGCGAACCAGGCUUAUUCGGACCAAAAUGCAACUUACCAUGCCCUGAUCAUACUUAUGGACCGAACUGCCGAAGCCAGUGCAAAUGCUUCAAAGAACACACUCAGAAGUGUAAUUCUAAGACAGGAAAAUGUGAAUGCAAAGUGGGUUUCACAGGCCCUAAAUGUGAAACUGCUUGCCCACCUAAUCGUUGGGGUGAAACUUGUCAAAAUCCUUGCAACUGUCCUUCUGGAACUGUUUGUAAUCCUGCAAAUGGGGAAUGCAUGAAGGAAUGCCCUCGAGGAUGGAAUGGAACCAAUUGCGAUCAAGCAUGCCCUGAAGGAUUCUAUGGAGCUAAUUGCCUGAAAAUAUGUCUGUGCGGAAUGCGGGAAUGUGAUCCCAUUACGGGAACUUGUCUGUGUGACGCAGGAAAAAUGGGACCACUGUGCAUGCAAAGUUGCCCUAAAGGAAAAUACGGUAAAAGUUGUCUAAAGACUUGCACUUGUGAAAAUGGAGGAAUAUGCAAUCCGAAAAAUGGAAAAUGUACUUGCCCUACUGGUUUUAUUGGAAAAUCAUGUGAAAAAAAAUGUCCCCCUGAUAAGUACGGAGCGGACUGCCAGGGCCAAUGUCACUGUAAAAAUGGCGCCACUUGUGAUCGAGUGAAUGGUAGAUGCCAUUGUUCUUCAGGAUGGACGGGAAUACACUGUGACCAGCCUUGCAGUCCUGGAAGUUAUGGUCCCAACUGCCAGCAUCAUUGCGAAUGUGCAAAUGGAGGAGAGUGUGACAAAUACACCGGAGAAUGUAUUUGUCAGCCAGGAUGGACUGGGAAGGAAUGUGAUAAGCCUUGUCCUGAAGGGAAAUAUGGCUGGAACUGCGAACAAGACUGUCCAUGUAAAAAUGGAGCAACUUGUGACCACAUUAGAGGGGCGUGUAUCUGCGGUCCUGGUUGGUCAGGCACUUAUUGUGAUAAACCCUGUCCUCCAGGCUUUUAUGGUAUCGAAUGCAAGAACACUUGCGACUGCGGCAAUGGGAUAUCUUGCCAUCCUGAAACUGGAAUAUGUCAUUGCGAAAAAGGAAAGUAUGGCAAUGGAUGUCUCAAAACUUGCUCUCCUGGUUUUUAUGGAAAUUUCUGUAAAGAACAGUGCCAGUGCCAGAAUGGUGUUUGCGAUCCUGACGACGGCAAGUGUAUCUGUCAUCCGGGUUGGCAUGGCAAACAGUGCCAUCUGGCUUGCCCGAAAGGAUCUUAUGGAUACAAAUGCGAAGGAGUUUGCCUUUGCAAGAACGAUGCUAUUUGUGAACCCAAAGAUGGGCGUUGUAAAUGCAAGCCUGGAUACAGAGGACGAUACUGUGACCAGGUUUGUUUCCUUGGACAUUACGGGGAGAACUGUUCGAAAAUGUGCUUAUGCACGAAAGGAGAGCCUUGUCAUCAUAUAACUGGAGAGUGUCGCUGCCCGCCCGGUACUACGGGGAAAGGAUGCGAAUUCAAAUGCCCUGAAGGUAAAUUUGGACCUGACUGCAAAGAAACAUGUGAUUGCCAUCAAAACCAACUAUGUGAUCCAGUUAAUGGACAGUGUUUCUGCAGAUCAGGAUUCACAGGUCCAGACUGCUCUCAGAUCUGCCCUGAUGGGACAUAUGGUGUCAAUUGUUCUCAGCGUUGUAUUUGCGAAAAUAAUGGAAGUUGCAAUUCUUUAACCGGAGAAUGCACCUGUAAACCAGGAUACAUCGGAACAGUUUGUUCCCAAGAAUGUCCUUCAGGAUAUCAUGGGGAUCUUUGUCGAAGCACAUGCCAGUGUCAAAAUGGAGCAACUUGUGACCCAGAAACAGGAAAAUGUAUUUGCCCAUCAGGUUAUACCGGAAAUGCAUGUGACAAAGCCUGCCCACUGGGAAAGUUUGGUGAAGAUUGCCAAAAUGAUUGCAAAUGUUCAAAUGGUAAAUGUGAUCCUAAGACUGGUAAAUGUCUUUGUCCGCUUGGUACAACAGGGAAUAAUUGUACAGAAGCUUGCCCUCACAAUUUCUUUGGGCCGAACUGUGAUCUAGAAUGCCACUGCAAACAUAACGCAUCUUGUGAUCCUGUAACUGGUUGUUGUAAUUGCCCUAAUGGAUAUAUCGGAGGACUUUGCCAAUACGAAUGUCCCGAAGGAUGGUUUGGAAAGUCCUGCGAAAGACAAUGUGAUUGUGCAGGUACUGCCACCUGUCACCCUGUUUCAGGUGUAUGCAGCUGCCCAGCCGGUCAAUAUGGUAUUAAAUGUGAGAAAGCUUGCUUACCAGGAUUUUAUGGACACGGUUGCCAAGAAGAAUGCAACUGUGGAAUUCAUCCUUGUGAUCCAGUGACUGGAAUUUGUAAUUGUCCUCCUGGAUUUAGUGGACCACGAUGUAAUGAAACUUGCAAUAUUGGAAAGUAUGGACCAGGAUGCGGGCUGCGAUGCGAGUGUCAACAUGGAGCAACCUGCGACGCAAUAUCUGGAAAAUGUUCCUGCCCUCCCGGAUGGAUGGGAUCCACAUGCAGCGUUGAAGAUGGAUCACCUGCUGCAGUUGCAGAGAGUGAAAUUGCCAAUGACAUCAGUUAAACAAAUGAGCUUAUGAAACAUUUUGAAAAGAACUCUUUAGUUCAAGUCAUCAUUAUAAGCAUUUAUAAUUAUGCUGUGCUUAUGGCUGAAAGCCAAGGUAUGUCAACCAAGGAAGAAGAUUAUUUCUCAGGAAAAUACACAGCAUCUCAGCAUUUUGGAAGACAACUUCUCAGGAGAAAGAAGUAAAAAUAGGUGAUAUGGAUCAUGAAAUAAUAACUUAACUUACUUUUCUGAUUGCAAAUUACUUCAUAAAAAAAAACACUACAUUUUGCUGUGUAAAAUAUACAAUUUCUUUUUAUUUAUAAGAAUUAUUGCAUUCUUUUGUCAAAUAUUGUCACAUUUUGCUUUGUGAAUACAAAUGAAAGUGCCAUUUAGCAAAUUAUGUGUAUUAUUUUGAUCUUUAAAAAUUUGAUGUACUUGUAUUUCAAGUUGAGAUAAAUUUCUUGCACCUGAA